UUAAGCUGCACAGUAUAUAUGUUUUCUAACUAACUAACUAUAACAUUUGUCAUUAAAAAAAAAAUGUCGUGUUGGCCGGAAUUGAAUUCGAACGGUACUUCUCACAGAAAGUACGAUGUGUUCAUCAGCUUUAGAGGCGAGGACACUAGAUUCGGUAUCACAGACCAUCUUUAUGAUGCUCUGAUUCAUAAAUCAAUAAAAACAUACAUAGAUUACCAGCUCAAUAGAGGAGAAGAUGUUUGGCCAGCACUUUCCAAAGCAAUUGAGGACUCAUACAUCUCCAUCAUUGUUUUCUCUGAAAAUUUUGCUACAUCAAAAUGGUGUUUGGAAGAACUCGUCAAAGUGCUCGAAUGUAGAAAAGAUCAUGGUCAAAUUGUUAUACCUGUUUUUUAUAAAGCAGAUCCUUCUCACAUAAGAAACCAGAAAGCCAGUUAUGAGACUGCAUUCGCGAAACAUGAGCGUGAGCUCGGGACCAAAGACAGCAUAUCCAACAAAUCUAAAGUGCUUAAAUGGAAAGCUGCCCUUACUGAAGCAGCCAAUAUAUCUGGAUGGGACAGUCACACCUAUGAGAAAGAAUCUAUCCUCAUUCUCAAAAUUGUGAAUGAUGUAUUGGAAAAGCUACAACUGAGGUACCCUAAUGAACUAGAAGGCGUGGUGAGAAACGAAAAAAACAGUGAAUGCGUAGAAUCAUUACUGAAAAAAUUUCGAAUACUUGGAAUUUGGAGUAUGGGCGGAAUGGGAAAGACAACCAUUGCCAAAGUCUUUUUUGCCAAACACUUUGCCCAAUAUGACCAUGUUUGCUUUGCUAAUGCAAAAGAAUAUUCACUUAGCAGGCUUCUCUCUGAGCUACUAAAGGAAGAAAUUUCUGCAUCCGAUGUUGUAAAAUCUACAAUUCAUAUGAGGAGGCUGAGAAGUAGAAAAGUUUUGAUUGUACUUGAUAAUGUGGAAAGUUCAGAUCAAUUUGAUUAUUUAUGCAGAGACUACCAUGACCUAACUCAGGAUAGUAGACUCAUUAUAACAACAAAAGACAAACAAUUGCUGAGAGGAAGAGUUGAUUGGAUAUAUGAGGUCAAGCACUGGGAAGAUCCAAAAUCUCUAGAGCUUUUUUGUCUAGAAGCUUUCGAGCCAAGUAAUCCUCGCGAGAAGUAUGAGCAUCUCUUGCAAAAGGCAAUCACUUAUGCAGGGGGCGUUCCACUUGCCCUUAAACUUUUGGCUUUACAUCUUCGUUCAAGAGAGAUUGAAUUUUGGGUAAGUUCUUUCAAGAAACUCGAUAAGUAUCCUGAUGGCAGAUUGCACAAAGUUUUAAGAGUGAGCUAUGAUGAAUUAGAUGCACUGCAGAAGAAGAUAUUUCUUGACAUUGCAUUCUUCUUCAUAGGAGAAAAGAAAGAGCGUGUGACAAAGAUACUAGAUGCUUGUGGUUUUGAACCAAACAGUGGAAUAGUUGUCCUCAAAGACAAGGCUUUGAUAACUGUCUCAAAUAACCAUACAAUACAAAUGCAUGACUUGCUGCAGAAAAUGGGUUCGGACAUAAUAUGUAAUGAUUGUGGUGAAGACCCUGCAACACAUACACGACUGAGUGGAACAGCAGCUUUUGAAGUAAUUGAAGAAAACAAGGGGAGUAGCUCAAUUGAAGGGAUAAUGUUGGAUUUGUCUCAAAACAAUGUUUUACCUUUAACUUCCGAUACAUUCACCAAGAUGAAAGCCUUGAGAAUUCUUAAAUUCCAUGCACCCUCUAGCCUGCAGAAAUGUACUAUCACGUACCCCUACCUUCCAAAAUUUCUUAAGCUAUUUUCAAAAAAACUUAGGUAUUUUGAGUGGUAUGGAUACCCUUUUGAGUCUCUUCCGCAGCCUUUUCAUGCUAAGUUUCUUGUUGAGAUCCGCAUGCCGCACAGCAAUGUUAAACAACUGUGGCAGGGGAUGAAGGAACUAGGUAAAUUAGAAGGAAUUGACCUGAGUGAAUGCAAGCACUUAAUAAAGCUUCCGGAUUUUUCUAAGGCGUCAAGUCUUAAAUGGGUUAAUCUCUCUGGUUGUGAGAGUCUAGUUGAUCUUCCUCCAUCUGUUUUAUGUGCAGAUAUGCUUGUUACUUUGAUACUGCAUAGGUGUACAAAGAUUACGAGUGUUAGAGGUGAAAAACAUUUAAAUUGUUUGGAGAAGAUCAGUGUGGAUGGGUGCAAGAGUCUGAAAAUUUUUGCAGUGUCCUCGAAUUUAAUUGAAAACUUGGAUUUAAGCAGUACAGGAAUCCAAACACUGGACCUAUCAAUUGGGAGCCUUGAAAAACUCAAACGACUUAAUCUAGAUAGUUUAAAACUCAACUGUCUUCCAGAGGGGUUAUCUAGUGUGACAUCUAUUAGUGAGUUGAAAAUUUCUGGCAGUGCACUAAUAGUUGAGAAACAAUUGUUAGAGGAGCUCUUCGAUGGAUUACAAUCCCUACAAAUACUACAUAUGAAGGAUUUCAUAAACCAGUUUGAACUCCCCAACAACAUCCACGUUCUAUCAAAGUUAAAGGAAUUAAACCUUGAUGGGAGCAACAUGAAAAGGUUGCCUGAAAGCAUUAAGAAACUUGAAGAACUGGAAAUUCUUUCUUUGGUGAAUUGCAGGGAGCUUGAGUGCAUACCAGAGCUUCCACCUCUCGUCACACUGUUAAAUGCAGUGAACUGCACAUCCCUGGUUUCAGUGUCAAAUCUAAAAGGAUUAGCAACAAUGAUGAUGGGAAAAACCAAACACAUUUCAUUCAGUAACAGCUUGAAUUUGGAUGGACAUUCACUCAGCCUUAUAAUGGAAAAUCUCAAUUUAACAAUGAUGAGUGCUGUGUUUCAAAAUGUGUCUGUAAGAAGACUCCGUGUGAAAGUUCACAGCUACAACUAUAACAGUGUUGAUGCUUGUCGACCAGGAACAAGUAUCCCGAGGCUGUUCAAAUGUCAAACAGCUGCUGACUCCUCCAUUACCAUUACGUUGCUUCCUGAACGUUCCAACUUGCUUGGAUUUAUAUACUCAGUGGUUCUUUCUCCAGCAGGUGGAAAUGGAAUGAAGAAGGGUGAAGCUCGAAUAAAGUGUCAAUGCAGCUUGGGAAAAGAAGGUAUAAAGGCUUCCUGGCUAAAUACUCAUGUCACAGAACUAAACUCAGAUCAUACUUAUGUGUGGUAUGAUCCAUUCCAUUGUGACAGCAUUCUCAAAUUUUAUCAACCUAAAAUUUGUUUUGAGUUCUAUGUUACAAACGAUACUACUGGGGAAGUUGAUAGUUCAAUUCAUAUUAAAGAGUGUGGGGUACGACAAGUAAGUGUUGCAGAAUUGGAGACUGUUUUGCCGGAAUUGGAAUUGGAUUCGCAAAAGAAAAAAGAUUUGAAGAAGGCAGUGGAAUUAGAAUCAGGACGUAGGAUAACCUUGAAGCCAAUUGUACAAGAAUCAAUUGAAGAGAAUAAUGAGAAUAAAAGCCACUUCUUUAAUGUGGAAGAGAGAAUCGAAUCUUCCAACAAGGAAAUCAAUACCAAUGCUGGAACCAGUCAUGAAGAGAAUGUUACAAACACUGCAAAAGUUUUAGAAAGCAAAGGAAUUGAAGGAAGACCAACAGAAUCUGAAGCUGGAUUGCAUCUUCCGGUAAUGUCAGCGGUCGAAGAAAAUGCAUCUGAUAACAAGUUAAGUGAAAACAAUUAUGAUUGGCAAGACAAUAUUGAUGAUGAGACCAAGCAAUCAAAAGGAAAAGCAAAUAUACAAGGAGGACAAGUUAUUGUUCCUGACACCAAUGGUUCAAUAAGCAAAGAAAAGGCACCGGUGGAUCUUAGCAAAUCCGAAGAUGGAUCUGACGAGGACAUUUUUUCUGAAGUUGAGAGGAUCCUGAAGGGAAGUCCAGAGUCCUCGCCAAAAGCAACUUGUUCCACAAGCGAUGAUGUUGCUGUAAGAGAAGCUUUGCAUAACCUUGAAUGUCUAUUGGAAAAAUCACUUGAGUCCAUUCUCUGUGAUGUAGAGCUACAAAAACAGUUACGCACGUCUUUGGAAUGCAUAAAACAAGCAACCCAUGAAAAAGUUUCUCCAAAUGUUGUGAAGCUUGUCCAGAAAAUGGCAUCCUCUAUUCAUAACCUUUUCGAUGACUUUGUCAUGACUAAAAAUGCUGUUGAGGAUCACAUUAAUGCUUUGCAAAAAAGAGAAAAGCUUGUGCAACUAAUAAGAGAUGGUAAGAAACAGAAGAAAUCAAUGAAGAAAGAAAAGAGUCGGUUUGAGGAUGAAGACAAGAGGCUCGCGGAAGAAGGUGAAAAGUUGGACGAAAAGAUUAGAAUUCUUGUUGAGCAAAAGAAAAGUAAUGAGCUGAAAAGAACCAAGUUGAAGGAAAAGAUGGAAAGAUGUGAAGGUGAAAAGAACAAAGUUGAAGAUGAGGCUAAGAAUAUGCUAGCUGAAAGCAAAGAGCUUAUGUCGAGUAUUAAGAAUUCUAAAUCUUCGUAUGAUACUGCUCUGUCAAGGCAGAAUAAAUUGGAAGACAAAUGGGAAGGCUUUAGGAUAGCUUUUGCAGCCAACCUGAUUAACAAUUCUAAUUUUGUUUUUGAAUAACAACAUUUUGUAACUAUAUGAACCAUGAGUUCAUAUAAAUGUUUUGUUAUUUAAUCGAAUUUACCCUUUA
Medicago truncatula (barrel medic) is the source of this 4609-nucleotide messenger RNA. Its product is annotated as disease resistance-like protein DSC1. Gene Ontology annotation, molecular function: ADP binding. The transcript is spliced from 6 exons. Lineage: Eukaryota; Viridiplantae; Streptophyta; Magnoliopsida; Fabales; Fabaceae. Gene Ontology annotation, biological process: defense response; signal transduction. The record is from RefSeq and is a predicted model, not a curated record. The coding region runs from base 64 to 4539 and encodes 1491 amino acids.